This is a messenger RNA of Colletotrichum navitas, 1253 nucleotides long. RefSeq lists its product as uncharacterized. The coding region runs from base 225 to 986 and encodes 253 amino acids. The transcript is spliced from 3 exons. Lineage: Eukaryota; Fungi; Ascomycota; Sordariomycetes; Glomerellales; Glomerellaceae. The record is from RefSeq and is a predicted model, not a curated record.
GCUUUGCUUAUUAUAUAAAUGAACAGGCAACCGGUUGAUGCUUCUCCCAGUAGUCAUUUACUCCCACACCGCUCUCUCUCCCCUCUCUCUCUCCCCAUCCACCUUGUUUGCUUCAGCCAGUCAGCGAUAUCCUCAAGGGAAGCCCUGCCGUCCUCAUACUGAAAUACCUGUGAUACCCAACCUUCGGUCUCGGAUAUUCCUCCAAAGACCAGCCCGUAGUCAACAUGAAGUCUGCCAUAUUCUCCCUGGCUCUCGCCACCAACCUCGCCGCUGCCAACCCCAUCGAGGCUCGUCAAGCCCCGGACGCACCUGCCUUCACCCAGGCUGCCGACGCUCUCAUCUCGGCCUACAUCCCGGAGGGCCAGUGGAGCUCCUUGACCUCGGCCUUCGGUUCCGCCGCCAGCGCGGCCGGCGUCACUGGGGACGUCAAGUCCUACGUCUUCUCUGUCCUCAAGGCCACCAGCACCCCGAACUGGUUCCUCGCCGCCAUCCCCACUGCCUACGUCAGUCAGUACGCCGCAUUGGAGUCUGCCAUUGAGAGCCUCCGCCCUACUGCCGCCGCUGCUACUCCCGUACCCACCGUCAUCGCCGUCACCACCACCGACAGCGAGGGCAACACCAUCACCACCAGCCUCUCUGCUACCAUCACGCCCGUCCCGACCACCAUCACUACUGACCUGGUGCCCACGCUUUCCCCCAGUGUUGUUACCGGCACCGACGCCGCCGGCAGUGCCUUCACCUCGACUGUUCUGAACACCAGCAAUGAGGGUGACACCACCGCCACCGCGACUGCUACCGAGACUGCUACCACCGAGACAGAGACCGCGACCGGCACCGCUUCCGCGACUGAGUCUCCUGAGCCUACUGGCACUGACGCCUCCGGCACCGCCCCUGCAUCCACUGAUGCCCCCAACGCUGCGCCGACUGUCAUGGUCAACGCCUUUGCCGGGUUUGCCGCCAUCGUCGGUUUGGUCAUGACCCUCUAAGGGACCUGACGAUUAGCAGGGGUGGUACUCCUUACCCAGCGUCAAAGUUUGGAAUAAUGAGGAAAUGGUAUGCUUCUUGUAGAUAAUGACUGCUUGGAUUGACAUCAGCCCUUCGAUCAGUAUACGAGGCCCUAUUGUCGCAGUUGCGAAGCGACUGUCUGCCAUGGGUUACAAUGUAAUAAUGACUAAUAAUGUGAGGCAACUACAUCUCCGGGUAAAAGACGCACGCUCCUGUUCCAAUACGAUGUGGGCAAACUUAUCCCAACA